CUUUUCACACCUUUAGCUCAUGGCAUGCUGCAGGACGAGUUGGAAGAUCGUUCGCGGAUCGUGCAGGGACCGCCCGGACUCCCAGGUCCCCCAGGCCCACCUGGUUCCGACCCGAACAUCACAGAGCUCAUGAACCGCAUGAGGGCUCACGGAGGUCUCACUGGACCUCCUGGUAGACCAGGGCAGAAGGGCGAGAUGGGACACCCAGGCCCGACAGGGGGACAAGGCUUCCCAGGAGCUACAGGACCUCAAGGGCCUCAUGGGGAGAAAGGCGAGGCUGCAUGGGUGAAACACAGAAGACGGCGAAGCACUAGAGCGUAA
Messenger RNA from Clupea harengus (Atlantic herring), 321 nucleotides. It is a transcript of the gene col17a1a, whose product is annotated as collagen alpha-1(XVII) chain-like. NCBI's taxonomy places the organism in Eukaryota, Metazoa, Chordata, Actinopteri, Clupeiformes, Clupeidae. The transcript is spliced from 4 exons. Bases 25 to 321 code for a protein of 98 amino acids. Gene Ontology annotation, cellular component: extracellular matrix. The record is from RefSeq and is a predicted model, not a curated record.